Molecule: messenger RNA, 559 nt
Organism: Vigna unguiculata (cowpea)
Lineage: Eukaryota; Viridiplantae; Streptophyta; Magnoliopsida; Fabales; Fabaceae
Source: RefSeq, a predicted model, not a curated record
CAAGCAAGAGACUCACCAAAACCAAAAAUAUAUUGUGAUACUUUCCUUCUCAUUUGUUCCUCUGAUUUGUGGCGAUGGCGAGCAUGAAGGUUGGAUGCAUCGUUGCGAUGGUGUUCAUGGUCGUCGUGAGUGCACCCAUAGCACAUGGGAUCACGUGCUCGCAAGUUGCCAUUUCUGUGUCUCCAUGCGUCGCCUACAACCAAAUAGGCGGAGCCCCGUCGCCGGCAUGUUGCCGCGGAUUGAAGAACCUGAACGCCGCCGCGAAGAACACUGCUGACCGCCGGACCGCGUGCAACUGCCUGAAAUCCUUUUUCGGUAGCUUCCCCAGUAUCAACCUCGACCUCGCCGCUUCACUCCCAAGCAAAUGUAGCGUCAGCAGCAUACCCUACAAUAUCAGCACCUCCACCAACUGUGCUACCAUCAAGUUCUGAAAGAUGGAUAUGGUAAGGAAGAGAUGGCAAGGAGGCAAAGUUUUGAUUCCUUCUUCCAUCUCAUUUUUUAUAGAAGGAAAAGAAACUACUGAUAUUAAAUGAUACUUCUAGUGUUAAUUAAGUUAACA